Molecule: messenger RNA, 1578 nt
Organism: Lichtheimia ornata
Lineage: Eukaryota; Fungi; Mucoromycota; Mucoromycetes; Mucorales; Lichtheimiaceae
Exons: 3
Coding region: 1-1578 (525 amino acids)
Cellular component (GO): cytoplasm; nucleus
Molecular function (GO): RNA polymerase core enzyme binding; RNA polymerase II CTD heptapeptide repeat phosphatase activity
Source: RefSeq, a predicted model, not a curated record
AUGGGCCCAAAACCAGCUCUGAAAAAGAAACGACCUCCCACUUCCACCAACAACAACAACAACAACAACAAUGCCAAAGAAAAGGUCAUGAAGGAGAGUGUCCAGCAUCGGGCGCGUAUGCAGCAAUUGGUGUUUUCCUGGCAAGAAAAGAUCUUUUCAAUUCCAAAGGCGCCAUCCUCGUUGCUGCGACAAGCUGCAACGAUCCUUCAACCACAAACGUACGAUGAGAUCGUUGAAGAACGUGCUGUACAAGAUUGGUGUGGCUAUCCUCUCUGCGACAAUACGCCUCAAAAGGACCAACCUCGUUACCACAUUUCACUCUCGAGACGCAAGGUGUUCGAUCAGUCUGAAUUGGCGUCGUUUUGUUCGGAGGCGUGCCUUCAACGAAGCAAGUACUUUCGCAUGCAGCUCUCUGAAGACCCUGUGUGGGUACGUGAUAUGCAAGCUGUACCCAAUGUACAUAUCAUUCGGUUGGAUCAAGAUGUCAAAAAAGUAUUGGCGAAUGAGCAACAAAAGAACAAUCAAACGAAGCAUUCAGGACAUGAGAUACGACAAAGCUACGUGCAACAACUCUUGGCCAAUGUACCAGCAGCAACAGCUGGAGGAGAACACACCGAGUUACGAAUCGUGGAGCAUGAUGAUGCGAUUGUGAUGGAUUCUGAAACACCUAUUUCAGGCGUACAUGAUGCAAUUGAAGGUUAUCGGAUCGAUGUAAAACGCAACAACCAGCAACCAACAACCAUCAUAUUGCAGCAACAACAGCAAACAAAACAGCCACCUCGACAACAAGAAACUGUUGCCAUGGACACCAAGGAUGAAGAGACAUUGCUGGAAGAUGCUAUGGAUACAAUGAUGAAACUCAAGGAUCUCAAAUUGGAUCAACCUACCGAGAUUGAAAGAAAUGCACCACAACCACCAAAGCCGCCAUCAUCAUCAUCGAGUCGACGUCCUUCUAAGCAAAAAGUACAACCAUCACCUGUUGGAGCACCCUCCUCCUCAUCAACUUCACCGAAUACCAACGACACAUCCUCUUCAACAAAGGAAAAGGUGAUCAAGAUGGUCGUACCCAAACCGCCUGUCAAGAAGAAAAAGGCUCAAUUACCUGAAAUGUCUCUCUUUGGCAAGAUAUGGACGAUGACGGAUCGAUUAACCACCAAAGCGACGCGACGUUACUUUGAUCAGUUGAGGCAUACGGAUACUGUGGAUGUGAGGGAGAUUUUGAUCCAAGAACAGCAGCACGGACAAAAUGAUGAAUCAGCAUUGAUGCGUGGCCAAAUCUUUAGUGAAAAGAUACUUGAAACGUUUUCUGUUAUACGUGCACAAAUUGGAUUCGAGAACAAGCUUGAGGAUGAUUUGAUUGAUCUGAUACAAACGUUCAAAUUCAAUGACGCGUCCAUGGUGGUACUGGAUGGAUCACAAGCUUACAUGAUGACAUUGGUUUUGUUCAAGGCGUUGGCAGAGCUCACGAUCAAGGAUUAUGAUUGGCAUCCAGGAUUCGAGGCAUGCUGCAGUGCUGUUGGCGAGACGAGUGACACCAUCGAUGCAUGUGUCAGAGUAUUGAAGAUUGCGAGCACGUGA